Gymnogyps californianus (California condor) is the source of this 2626-nucleotide messenger RNA. It is a transcript of the gene NUP58, whose product is annotated as nucleoporin 58. Gene Ontology annotation, molecular function: structural constituent of nuclear pore. Gene Ontology annotation, biological process: nucleocytoplasmic transport. The record is from RefSeq and is a predicted model, not a curated record. Gene Ontology annotation, cellular component: nuclear pore. The coding region runs from base 145 to 1953 and encodes 602 amino acids. The transcript is spliced from 16 exons. Lineage: Eukaryota; Metazoa; Chordata; Aves; Accipitriformes; Cathartidae.
GCGUCAAGCGCGAUGCGGUGUUGAGGAGGCCGCCGCCGCCGACCCUGAGGAGGCCGCCGCUACCGCCGCCGUCCCCGGCCCCUGCCGCUGGGACCCGCUGCCGUCUGCCAGCCCCGCUCUCCGGCUGUUCCCGCCGCUGCCGCCAUGUCUGCGGGCUUCUCCUUCGGCGCGGGGACUCUGGGCUCCGCGGCGGCCGCCGCUGCCGGGGCAGGAGGAGGAGGCGGGGGCGGGGGCUUUUCCUUCGGAGCCGCCACGCCGAGCUCAACAGGAGGACUUAAUUUUGGAACUCUGGGCUCUUCCACUGCUACAGCAACUACAUCAGCUCCUUCAGUGGGCUUUGGGAGUGGACUUUUUGGAUCAAAAUCAACCACUGGCUUUACACUAGGAGGCACCAGUACAGCAGGAACAGCAACAACGAUUGCUACAGGACUGACACUAGGCACGCCAGCCACCACAUCAGCAGCUACCACAGGCUUUAGUUUAGGUUUCAACAAACCUGCAGGUUCGGCCACGCCAUUUGCUUUACCUGUUACUUCUACCUCAGCGGGUGGCCUGUCAUUAUCAUCUGCUCUUACAUCGACUCCCGCAGCAGGAACUACUGGCUUUACAUUAAAUUUGGGUGGCACAACUGCUCCAACUACAACUGCCUCCACAGGCCUUUCCCUAGGAGGAGCCUUAGCAGGUUUAGGAGGUUCACUCUUCCAGAAUACAAGCACAACAGCAACAGGACUUGGGCAGAAUGCUUUGAGUUUGACUCUGGGGACAACUGUGGCUCCUUCAACUACUGCCAAUGAAGGUCUUGGUGGCAUUGAUUUUAGUAGUUCUUCAGACAAAAAGAGUGACAAAACAGGAACAAGACCAGAAGAUAGCAAAGCACUAAAGGACGAAAAUCUACCUCCAGUAAUCUGUCAAGAUGUGGAAAACCUACAGAAAUUUGUGAAAGAACAAAAACAAGUUCAGGAAGAAAUUAGUAGGAUGUCCUCUAAAGCAAUGCUUAAAGUACAGGAAGACAUUAAAGCUUUGAAACAACUUCUGUCUGUGGUUGCCAGUGGAUUACAGAGAAACACUCUUAAUAUUGACAAGCUGAAAGUGGAAACUGCACAGGAGCUAAAAAAUGCAGAAAUAGCAUUACGAACACAGAAAACUCCUCCUGGUCUCCAGCAUGAAAAUACGGCCCCAGCAGACUACUUCAGAAUCUUGGUCGAGCAGUUUGAAGUACAGCUGCAGCAAUACAGGCAACAAAUAGAAGAACUGGAGAAUCAUCUUGCAACUCAAGCAAAUAAUUCACACAUAACUCCACAAGAUUUGUCUAUGGCUAUGCAGAAAAUCUAUCAAACAUUUGUAGCUUUAGCUGCACAACUUCAAUCAAUACAUGAAAAUGUAAAGAUGCUCAAAGACCAAUACCUUGGCUACAGGAAAACCUUUCUGGGAGAUGCCAUGGAUGUGUUUGAGGCAAGACGAACAGAAGCUAAGAAGUGGCAGAGCGCGCCACGUGUUACCACUGGACCGACCCCUUUCAGCAACAUACCAAAUGCAGCAGCCGUUGCGAUGGCUGCAACACUUACUCAGCAGCAACAGCCUGCUACAGGGCCACAGCCAUCUCUGGGAGUUAGUUUUGGAACGCCAUUCGGCUCAGGUAUUGGCACUGGCUUGCAAUCAAGUGGCUUAGGUUCUUCAAGCCUUGGAGGAUUUGGAAGUAGCUCUGCCUUUGGAAGUAGUGCCACAGGAGCAUCAUCAUUUGGGUUUGGAACUACAAGUAAACCAUCAGGAAGUCUAAGCGCAGGCUUUGGCAGCUCGACUACAUCUGGGUUUAACUUCAGCAAUCCUGGCAUCACAGCAUCAGCUGGCCUGACGUUCGGGGUGUCUAAUCCUGCAUCUGCAGGCUUUGGGACAGGAGGGCAACUUCUUCAGCUGAAGAAACCUCCAGCUGGAAACAAGCGAGGGAAAAGAUAGGCACCCCUUUUAGGGAAGGGAAAGUGAAUCAACUUUGUUCAUCUGAAAAGUAUAUUUUUCUAGAUUGAUGCAUUAAUUAAAUUGCAUCCCAGGAGAUUUAUAAAGAUUUUGCUACUUUUCCCUAGUCUGAAAUACAAAAUGAAACCAUAUUGAACAGCUAUUUUCUUGUGAAUAGAAACUCGUUUAUGUAUUUUUAUUUUUGGCCCUAGUUUUAGAAAUGUUCUAUACUGCAUUAUUAUUAAAGAAUCUUGUAAAACCAUCUAUUUAACCUAAUGUUAGUAGCAGAAUAUUUUUUGUUAAUAAGCUUUAUACCAUAUGAAUAUAUGCAUAUUUGUUUUUUUGUACAGAUAAAAUAUAUUCUAGUACAAAUACUAGAGUUCAUAUCUUCUGUUCCUGGAUAUGGCCUUUAAAUCUACUUCAGGGUGUUUUUGUGUAUAUGGAUGUAAAUAUAUACAGUACAGUGCACACAUCUGUGUGUAUGUAUGUGUAUAUAUAUAUGUGUAUAAAAUACAGAUGUGCAAACCUUGCCCCAUAGAGAGGUCUCCUUUUCUUUGUGUGUUCUGUUUCUCCGUGUUGCCCUGUGGUCCCCUAUCUUGAUGUUCCUAGGAGUUUCAAAUAGCGGGUCCCGGGCUAUGUCAGCAUUGCUUCUUGUGGUUUGUUGUUUAAGACCAGC